AUGGUUUCAUUUACAUUACUUGCCGCCAUUUCUCUAAUUCCAGGAGCAUUCACUGCCCCAGGACAGCUUCUUCAACGCGCCAGUACUCCAAGCUCCGAAGUCCAGCAGGCAACCAACUACUGGCAGUUUUGGCAAGAAGGCGGGGGAAAUAUCAAAUGUAAUAACGGGGGUGGUGGCUCAUAUACCUGCACUUGGUCUGGUGGCGGCUUCGUGGCCGGAAAAGGAUACCAGCCAGGAGGAUCGAGGGCUGUCAAAUACAGUGGCACGUACACUCCUAAGGGCCCCGGUUAUCUCGCACUGUACGGCUGGACUAAGAACCCUUUAAUCGAAUACUACAUUGUUGAAUCCUACGACAUUCUGGCUCCUGGAGAACCCUGGACUCGUAAAGGAAAUUUUACUUUCGACGAGGGUACUUAUGAGCUAUACCAAAGCACUCGGAAUAACAAGCCUUCUAUUGUGGGAACAGCGACCUUUCAGCAGUACUGGUCCGUCCGUACUGAAAAGAGGGUCGGAGGAACAAUCACCACUGGUAAGCAUUUCGAUGCUUGGGCUAAGGCUGGAAUGAAACUGGGCAACCACGACUAUAUGAUCAUUGCAACGGAGGGGUUUGCCAACGGCACAAAAACUCCUAGUGGAUCUUGCAGUAUCACCGUCGAAUAG
Molecule: messenger RNA, 660 nt
Organism: Lindgomyces ingoldianus
Lineage: Eukaryota; Fungi; Ascomycota; Dothideomycetes; Pleosporales; Lindgomycetaceae
Product: glycoside hydrolase
Exons: 2
Coding region: 1-660 (219 amino acids)
Biological process (GO): xylan catabolic process
Molecular function (GO): hydrolase activity, hydrolyzing O-glycosyl compounds
Source: RefSeq, a predicted model, not a curated record